Molecule: messenger RNA, 528 nt
Organism: Fusarium musae
Lineage: Eukaryota; Fungi; Ascomycota; Sordariomycetes; Hypocreales; Nectriaceae
Exons: 2
Coding region: 1-528 (175 amino acids)
Biological process (GO): response to hydrogen peroxide; hydrogen peroxide catabolic process
Cellular component (GO): peroxisome; mitochondrion; cytoplasm
Molecular function (GO): catalase activity; heme binding
Source: RefSeq, a predicted model, not a curated record
AUGUUUUGGGACUUUCACAACAACAAUCAAGAAGGCGCUCACUGUCUGAUGCAACUGUUUGGACCUCGCGGUUUGCCACAGUCCCUCAGGAAUAUAAGUGGCUUUGGAAACCAUACGUUCAAAUUCGGUAAACCUGAAGAUGGAUCUUUCAAGUUCGUUAAGCUUCACUUCAAGCCUGACGAUGGUAUCAAGAAUCUUUCACAAGAAGAUGCCGUGCGUCUUGCAGGCGAAGAGCCUGAUUAUCAUGUCAUGGAUCCCAAAGAGGCAGAGACUUACAAGUGGAACAUCUUCGACAUCACCAAGAUCUGGCCUCACAAGGAUUACCCACUUAUCCCUGUCGGAAAGCUUGUGUUGAACAAGAACCCAGACAACCACUUCCAUGAUAUCGAAAAAGCAGCCUUCUCGCCUUCGACGCUUAUCCCGGGUAUUGCUCCCGCGGCUGAUAUCAUGCUGCAUGCGAGAAUGCUUUUGCAGAGUCCAAGCCUACUCCUCCGACGUCGAAGACGAAGACUGAGAGCAGCCUCGUAA